UUUUUGCCGAGAAUAUUAUGCACAAAACCGCGCCCUCGCCCUCUCCCCCUCCUUCUCCGAUCUUCUUCGUUAUUCAUCGCCACUUCGCCGCCGACCUCGCCCUCGCCUUCUCCUUUGGUCUUCUCCGGCUCUGACUCACUCCAAGGACAUUGGAGAAGAUCUACCUCAAGUUACAAGAUGAGCCGACCAAUGGAGGAAGAUACUAACAAGAAUGAAGAAGAGGAAUUCAACACUGGUCCACUUUCAGUUCUCAUGAUGAGUGUUAAAAAUAACACACAGGUACUCAUAAAUUGUCGCAACAAUAAGAAGCUUUUGGGACGUGUAAGGGCCUUCGAUCGCCAUUGUAAUAUGGUUCUGGAAAAUGUUAGAGAGAUGUGGACUGAGGUACCAAAAACUGGGAAGGGCAAGAAAAAGGCUCAACCUAUUAACAAGGACAGAUUCAUCAGUAAGAUGUUUCUGAGAGGAGACUCUGUCAUCAUUGUUCUUAGGAAUCCCAAGUAAGGAUAGUCCGCCAUCUCAUAAUAUGUUAAGUUUGAAUCCUUGAGUUGACUCCAUAUGCCUGCCGAUCUUAUUUCUUGUCGUUCUUCCUGUGAUAAACAUCAAACUUUCAGUUGAUAGCCUGACCUUCUGCCAAGUUUGGAGCUAUCUUAUCAGUUUGUAGUUCAUUUUAAUUUUUCUUCUUCUGCAAACCAUUUCCCAGAUACUGCAACUCUAGAAAGUGUAUCUGUUUAGAUAUCAGAGAAUAUCUAGUAGAAAUGCUAUAUCUGUUUUUAACAUGUCUAUUGAUUAGAGACUUGGAGUGUCUUUGCAACAUGGGACAUUUAUUUGUUCUGAUCAGCAAGUAAUAUUAUCAUUCAGAACUAUGAGGAUCUUUUGGGCUAGGUAGGUAUGUGCUGUUCCUCGAGUCUUGGUCCUUGUUGCUUCUGUUCAUGUGUACACACCAAGGAAUCAAAUUUCCAUUGACGUGUGAAUAGUUUUCUGUGUUUAUAAAUCGAAGGGUUUGACAAUCA
Molecule: messenger RNA, 1010 nt
Organism: Cucurbita pepo subsp. pepo (vegetable marrow)
Lineage: Eukaryota; Viridiplantae; Streptophyta; Magnoliopsida; Cucurbitales; Cucurbitaceae
Biological process (GO): RNA splicing
Cellular component (GO): small nuclear ribonucleoprotein complex
Molecular function (GO): RNA binding
Source: RefSeq, a predicted model, not a curated record